Messenger RNA from Physcomitrium patens, 2473 nucleotides. RefSeq lists its product as uncharacterized. The record is from RefSeq and is a predicted model, not a curated record. Lineage: Eukaryota; Viridiplantae; Streptophyta; Bryopsida; Funariales; Funariaceae. Gene Ontology annotation, biological process: lipid metabolic process. Gene Ontology annotation, molecular function: phosphoric diester hydrolase activity.
AUCAUUUUGCAUAGAAAAAACAACCCAUUUCGCGGGUAAAUGAUUGCCAAACCCCCCAUUUCCGCCGUCAGAUGGCCUGUUCGAGCUCCAGCUCCCUUCCAAAUUAGGGUUUCAAUCUCGCUCGCUCGCUCUGCGUCGUGAUAAUAUUGUCGGGAUUCGGCAUUCAUUACCCUGGAGUGGCGUUUGUAGCCUCGGGCUGUCGCACGUGCUCAUUCCUGUCGUGCGCCUUUUUACCUCGUGUCUCGAAAACCAAAACCUGAGUGGGUGUAUGGAUGGGUCUUUCUCGAAAGGUUGAUGAUUGAGGCGUAGAUUGUUGGAGUGGAUUCCUGGGGAGGAGAGUCGUUGGAUGAUGCCGAAGCUUCCUGUCAAGAGACCGCAGCUUUUGCGAGCGGCGAAUUCGGUCGUCCAUGCGCCAUGAGAGAUUCUGUUUUUGUUGUUGUUGUUGUUCGGUUUGGAUUUCAUGCUGACGAACGCCAUGCUCCGAAGUAUCGUUUGUUUCUGAGAGGGAGGAAAAGAGAUUGUUAGUCGUUGAAUUUGGUUUCGUGAACGUUACUGGAGCGGUGAGAGUGCCAUGAGCGAAAGUUCGAUAGGUAGAAGAAAUUUGGGCUUAGUCGGUGGUGUUAAGGGGAUGGAGCCUUCAGAUUGCCGCGUUGAAAAAGAUGACCCGCAUUGUAAGGAACGUGUCGGUAACCGGUAGCAGGAAGAGGAUCAGCCCGAAGAGCGGUGCAGGGAUAGCGUGGGAUUCGGAGACAAUUCAGUGUGUGCCCCCGCGUCGCGUGUACCAUCAUGGGAGCGCAGAUAUCACGGCAAAUUCAGGUGGUGAUAGAGAAGCACCAGCUCCGAAACCUGGAAGAAUCCCGAGGGACGUCGUUUCCUGGUUGUGAUUACAAACACCCGAACCACCGAGAAUGGAUGGCAACGUUGAAUGUGGAUGACAUCACGGCUCGCGACGUGGUCUGGCCAGGAACUCACAACUCGGCCACGAACGGGAUCGGGAUGCCGUUCCUCACCCGUCCCUUCUUCCAGUGCCAGAAGCUCUCAAUCUACGAGCAGCUGGUGAGCGGCGUGCGCGUCUUCGAUAUCCGCGUGCAGCAAGACCGGCGGGUGUGCCAUGGCGUGAUGCUGUCGUAUAGCGCCGACUCCGUCAUCAACGACGUGAAGCGAUUCCUGGUCGAGACAUCGCUGGAGUUUCUCCUCAUCGAGUUCCGGACCGAGUGGAAGUGGUUCGACCCCUUGGAUUUCGACGAAUACCUCAUCUCGCAGCUCGGCGAAUACCUAAUCCCGCAAGACGAGCACAACUUAGACAAGCCCCUACGGAAGCUGCUUCCGGGCCGAGUGUUCUGCGUCUGGAAGCCCUCCAUCGCCCCGGCGCCAGCGCCAGGCAGCCCACUCUGGAGCUCAGACUACUUGCUCGACAGCUGGAUCGACACCGAUCUCCCGUUGACGAAGUUCACUUCCAACUUGGAAUAUCUCCACAAACAGGCGCCGAAUGCAACCCGGCCCUACUUCUACCGCGUCGAGAACACGGCCACGCCGCAGCACUCCGGCCCCGUGUGGUGCGUCUUCCCCGUCACGAACCGCAUUCGCGGCUACGCUCGUCUGUUUCUAGCCGAGACGUUCCGGCUGGGGCUCGGCGACCGUAUCCAGGUCUUCUCCGAGGAUUUCAUCACUGACGACUUCGUGGAUGCGUGCAUCGGCGUCACUGUGGCCCGCUUCGCCCUCUCCAAGCGCCUACAACAACAGCACCACCCCGCUUUGCAGCAGCAACAACAACAGCUCCGCCCAUGGUUUUGAAGCACCAAAUUCUGUUGCUGUUGUUGUUGCUGUUUUUGCUUGCUUUCCUGCUUCCCUCCUCUUCUUUGUGCCCGAAUUGUGGCCAUUCUGUUUGCUGCUUUCUUUUCCCUGUUGUGUGAGUUGUAGAUUGUUUCGCUAUCUGUGGCCACUCUCCUUUCAAUUCCAUUCCCGAUGUCAAAAAGUUUGUGCAUCUCCCAGCAGCUUUCUUCCGCUCACCGACGGAAUCUUUUUGCAGUUUUUCGGGUCACCUAUUGUGCGUGUGUGUGUGUGUGUGUAUGUGUUUGUGUGUUAUUUGUUUAUAUUGUUAUGUGGGUUUUUAAUGUUUGGAAGAUGGGAUGCAGUGCAUCGGAGAGUUGGGUUUCGAUGCUCUUCGUUGCACAUGGCCGUAAGGGAGCCAUAUACUGUGGAUGAGGGAGAUGCUCGGUUCAAUUUUUUGUAUUCAUUUUCAAGUGUUUGCCCACAAACAAGGGAUUUUAGGUUUACAAUAUUAUCGAACUGUAACAAUUGGGUAUGUCGCAAUAUGGGAGUACUUUGUUUUGGUACAAAACAGGUUGUUAUUUAUUUUUAUUUCUUUGUAAAAGAUGAGAACAAAACAGAAAUUAUUAUUUUUUCAGAACGUUGAAAUUUGAAAAUGAUGUCAUGAUAGUUUUUCAAUUAACAUUUUGAGUUAUUGCUGAUC